Messenger RNA from Dreissena polymorpha, 9647 nucleotides. RefSeq names its product AT-rich interactive domain-containing protein 5B-like. Gene Ontology annotation, biological process: regulation of transcription by RNA polymerase II. The transcript is spliced from 15 exons. The record is from RefSeq and is a predicted model, not a curated record. Gene Ontology annotation, molecular function: transcription cis-regulatory region binding. Bases 62 to 3376 code for a protein of 1104 amino acids. Gene Ontology annotation, cellular component: nucleus. NCBI's taxonomy places the organism in Eukaryota, Metazoa, Mollusca, Bivalvia, Myida, Dreissenidae.
AAUAUAUCUUAUUGUAGAGGUUACAUGUACAUUCUGAAAUAACAAAUAUAAAAAAGAUGAAAUGGAGGACGUGAAAGUGAGGAAAUUUGGACCGGCGUGUGGAAAGCAUGGAUCAAGUACCUUUUAUAAGGCAUUUAAAUACAGAAAGGGUGGAAAUAACAAAAUUAUUAGUAUUGGACAGUUUUUCUUUAUGAAGAUACUAGACUCCAUUCCUAUAUGCAUAGCCGAGUUACAACUGGUUUGGGAGGAUAAACAUUCUUCGUCCGAGCUCGCAAGUGUGCGAUUGUAUUUUUUGCCAGAAUGUACCCCUGAUGGGAGGUUGCCAAGUCACGGAGAGGAUGAAGUCCUCGCGUACUAUGAGAAGAUAAUUCUCAAACUGAGUGACUUGGCCUCGUUGAUUGUUCAUGAUGUGUCAUGGAACGAGGGUCGGAUGGCAGUCACUGGGCAGGACCAUCCGACAGAGCCACGGUACCGGGAACUUGCGGACACAUUCUCCAUGAACAGCUAUGGACUUGACAACAGAGACAUCCAGAAAGAACAGAAUGCUGCAGAAGAAAAGCUGCCCAGCAACCAGGACACGUCGCCAGGCGUGGUCGUCAUGACGUACCCGCGCUACUGUCGCUAUCGCUGCAUGGUGAAACGGCUCGAGAACUGUGAGGACAAAUGGAUGAAGCACGUACUCGUUUGCGCAGUGGGCGGGUUUGCUGCGGCCAAUGCAAACAACCGAGUCUACUUCUGCCGAGAUACGUUUGAGCACAGCGAUUUAGAUGACUUUGAACUGCGCUGUGAUCACUUAGCCCCUAACUUUAAGGGUCGCCCAAAGAAGCGUAGGGGAUCAUCAUUGAAACGGGACCCUGCCAAUGAUUCGUCAGAGGAGAGCAGUUGCUCUUCAAGCUUCUCAGCACAGAAUGAUGCCAACAGCAAAGUCAGGACUGGUUCCCGUGCAACCCCGCUUCGCAAUGGUUUCCGUAUCGACCAGGGGAAGGUGAGCAAGGAUGAGCAGACGUUCCUGAUGGACCUGCACCAGUUCAUGAGGCGACGUAACACUCCUAUUGGUCGGAUUCCAAGCCUUGGGUUUAAACAGAUUGACCUGUUUCACUUUUACACUUUGGCAAUGGACAUUGGAGGCUAUGAACAGAUCUCUAACAAACGUAUGUGGAAACAUUUGUAUGACAAAUUGGGCGGAAAUUCCGGUUUUACAAGCGCAGCCACAUGUACCAGGCGACAUUAUGAAAAACUUCUGUUGCCGUAUGAGCGGUACCGGAACGGAGCUGACGUCCCCUACCGACACCCGGACAAGAAGAAGAAACCAAGGAAUGAGCCUGCACUGAGUGCGGCAGAGAAACUAGAUCUUCCUGCCCCAGACCACAAAGCUUCUGCAAAUGACAGGGUCACUCAAGGGUACUAUCAUACCCAAAUCACUGAACGUGCAAGCCAGUUGGCCUAUCAGCCGCAGAAUGACCCUGCUGCAGCCACCUCCACGUUGCAUGUUACCUCAGACCUUCCGAGGGAGCUCCCUAGUCCGGACAAGGCUCUUAUUAUCAAACAGGAAAUAGAGAAAAUGAAAAUGAGAAAGGAUGCUAAGAAACUGAAUUCCAAUGUGGACAAACAUUCUGAGAAUGUCAGCAAAACGCACCAAAAUACUGCAUCUAAAUCGGUUGUCCAGGAGACCGCUAGUGUUGCUAAGGAAACUGAAACUAAGUCUGCCAGCGUUAAUCAAAGUGUGCCAAGUCCCCAAGUAGAAAUACACAAAAAAGAGAAGAUCACUGGAACUAAUGACCCGAAUUUGAUGAAACUAUAUGCAGUAUCCCAACAGGGUGAAAAGCGCUUAUUUUCUGGUCAUUCCGCUCAAGUGAGUUUUCAGAAUCGAAAGCCAUUUGGAGGCCAGAAGACAGUGCGUGAACUGCUGCAUCAGAAUGGCCAGGAAGCCAAAGAAACAAAUAGUGCCAUAAAGACAGAAAAGGAACCCAAAGAGCCACAAAUCAGUGCAGGUAGAAAUGAAAGGCCAGACCAUGCCCAUGGAGCUGUACGUGUGAAAGCAGAGAACACUGAUGUGAGGCCACACAUCCCUUCCUCAAGUGCAAACUCUAAUGCUAAGCCCUUGCCUGCUGCAUAUAUGCCGAUACCCAGUCAGGCCCAGCCUGUGUUCUACCCUCAGUUUCUCCCGAUGGGUGGGAACAUGGCGUCUGUGGGUCUGCCUGCAUUCAUGGUGCCUCAGUUCGGGUACCACACCAUCCCAGCCAGCAUGGUCCAGACCCAUGUUGGCUCCCAGCCUGGCGCAGUCAAGUCAGAGAAACCUUUGAAAGCUUUGAACAGUCCUGUGAGCAGCCACAGUGACAGUGCAAAUAAAAGUGCAAUUCCCCAUCCUCAUCCCAGCAGACCCAGCAUCAUCAGCCCCCCCUCCGCUCACUCUUCCACCAUUCAUUAUUCAUCAUCGCCACAGUCAACCUUGUUCUCGCCGGGUGUUACCAGCAAAUCUCACAAUCCUCGACCCAUCCUUCCCGCUCAUUCAAACAAUGCCAAACGCAUGUAUCCGUACUCUGAUGCAAAUAGCGUUAAAAGUGACUCAGGUGUAUACAAUACAACACCCGCACAUGAUGGAGACAUCAAACGACAAAAGCUCAACAGAUCUCAGCCAGAGGGCGUUUUCCCCUCGAAUUCAAAUGCUCUGGAUAUACCAGUGCUGGAUUUAAGCAUGAAGACAAUGAAGGCCCAGGAGGCAAGGCAUCAACGCGGAGAAUCUUUACUCUUUAACACAAGUUUCAAUCGACAACCAGGAAUGGUGGCUGUAAAGGAGAAACUCACUGACAGUCCUCAGGAUCUCUCAAGGAAAAUGCAAUUGAUCCCAACUAGAAAUUUGAACACAAGUAGCGAAUCGAACACAAGUAGAGAUUUGAACACAAGUAGAGAAUUGAACACAAGUAGAGAUAAGGGAGAAAGAAAACAAAAUAAUCAUAAAGGAAUCCCAUUAAAUGUGCCUAAGCCAGUGAUACCUGUGAAAAAAGAAGAACCUGUGAAAACAGAGGCUGCAGUGUCUCCCCAGGUGGGCAGCAAGCUGUUCCCGGGCAUGGUCACCAGUAUAGGUGGGUUCCCUAUCGACCUCGCGACCUUUGUGCACCCAGCCUUCCAGAGUCAGCUGAUGAUGGGGUCAUCCCCAGGACUUGGCCAUUUCCCCACCCCACUCCAGCUGCAGCAGAUGAUACAGGGUCAGGUUGCCACGGCGAUGCCGUACCUGAGGUCAGAGUUCCUCCAGAGUCCGGCCAUGUUCCAGGUAGGCAUGACCCCUGUCUCCUCCCAGCCAAUGUUCACCGCAGUCCCGCCCACAUCCGUACGGUCUAACACUGCAAACCAGUCCUCCAAUGCGGGCAAGAGAUAACUAUUACAGGGAUGACUAACACUGCAAACCAGUCCUCCAAUACAGGCAAGAGAUAAGGAUUGCUUACACUGCAAACAAGUCAUCCAAUGUGGGCAAAAGAUAACUGUUACAACUUACAAGGAUAACUUGCCAAUGACAUUCAUUUAGACACAUGUAUAUGACGUCAAUACAACCACUGUAUGGUCUUAUGAAAAUGACUCGGCCAACGGGGCAAUUGACAACAGUUACAGUGACAACUCAGCCAACGGGGCAAUUGACAAGGGUUACAGUGACAACUCAGCCAACGGGGCAAUGGACAACAGUUACAGUGACAACUCAGCCAACGGGGCAAUGGACAACAGUUACAGUGACAACUCAGCCAACGGGGCAAUGGACAAGGGUUACAGUGACAACUCAGCCAAUGGGGCAAUGGACAACAGUUACAGUGACAACUCAGCCAACGGGGCAAUGGACAAGGGUUACAGUGCUGUUGUAUAAUGAGGGAUGCUACAAUUGACAUUCAUGUAUACCAGUAGAUAAGAUAUGUGUUGAUGUGCAAAUAGAGGAUCAGUUGGAAAAAAAGAUGCAACUGUUGUUUGAACUUUUCCACUGUGGAUAACAUGCUUGAGUCUUGGGGAAAAAACUUGGCCAUUUUUUAAAGUUGAUGGAAUGUCGGACAAACCAUGGGCAUCAAAUUGAUUGCAAGCAGUCUGUAUCUGCCAUAAAGAGAAAGCCUUUUGACAUUCCUGUCAUUCCUGUCAUUGCACAGGCUAAUCUGAAAUGACACAUUAUGCUUGUCAUGCAUUAAGCCCCAUUUUCCCAGAACAAGACUCAAGGUAUUGUGAAAUUCGGAAAUCCAGGAAAUUACUGACCCUUUUCAAAUGAACACCAUGUGCUUGGAUAAAGCUUACAGAAAUUAAAGUUUAUGUCACAAAUGUGCUUGUAUCAUGUAAUUGCUUAUGUACAUGCCUACAAUUCAUUUCAAAGAAUGUUUUAUCUGUGAAGAACAUGCUUGAAGCAUUAUUAAUGGUUUAGUUGCAAUAUUAUGAAAUGGUAGAUAAGGUUCUUAGAAAGGGGCAGAGGAACAUAUAUGAGCUGUGCUCUGUAAAAAGGGGUUUUAAUACAUGUGCAUAAAGUGUCAUCCCAGAUUAGCCUGUGUAGUCCACACAGGCUAAACAGGAGCAACACUUUCUUCCAAAACUGGACUUUUGCAUCGAAGAGCCUUUCUGAAAAGAAAAAAUACCAUAAAAGCUUAGUAUCUUCCCUGAUCAGCCUGUGCAGACUGCACAGGCUAAUCUGGGACACCACUUUACGCACAUUCAUUAAACCCCCUUUUCACAGUGCACGGCUCAUAUUUAUUAGCACAUGAACUUGCCUGUUUAUAUUGUAGCUACUGAAUGUUAAAUUGUUAUAAUCCAUGUGUAUGUGGAACAUGUUUGCCCCUGAAUUGAGACAUAUGUGAUUAUCACAUGGUCUGUCAGAACCAAUGGUCUAGUUUACUUUGUAUAGCCCAUUUCUUGUGUGGGUUACAACUCUGCAAGUAUUGAAGUUAUUCACAUGAUCUUUUGCAUAGUGAUAGAUGACUUAAAGGGAAAAUGUUGAAUACAUGGACCAUAACUCUCUUCAGUAUAUACAGAGUAAUUAAUUACCCUUUGUUAAUUUUUCAUUUGCCAAGCAUACCUUCAUAGGUAUUGAAAGGAAUAAAAUAUAACAUCAUAUAUUGAUACUAGAGGACAUUAAAAUGUCAACCCUAUAUCUUUCUAUAGUAUUAUUGAUUUAUUGACCUUUUGUUACCCUAUUUUGUGACUAUGUCAUGCAUGCAUGGACAUCGUUUUCUUGUCUGGUGAUCUUUUUAAACAUUCAUGCAAUCAUGCAGUUUUAUGGUCUGUGGUUAAAUGAUGCAAUUACCUAGUUGGUUGUCCAUUUUAGAUAUUAUUUGUCAAAAUCAAUUAUAAUUACAUAUAAAGAAUUUUUGACAAAACACAGUUUAUUCCCAGAAAGAUGGUUUAUGCCUAAUUAGCAGAGAACUGUUUUUGUUUUCGGAGAAAAUCCGAAGUAUUGUCAUAGCCAGCUCGUCGUCCGCCGUCCAAUUCCCCCAUCCGACGUAGGCGUCGUGCUAAAACCUUAACAUUGGCUCUAAAAUCAAAGUGCUUCCACCUUCAACUUUAAAACUUCAUAUGUAGAUGCACCUUGAUGAGUUCUACACGCCACACCCAUUUUUGGGUCACUAGGUCAAAGGUCACUGUGACCUCUAAUAUUAAACUUUAACAUAGGCUCUAAAAUCAAAGUGCUUCCACCUACAAUUUUGAAACUUCAUAUGUAGAUGCACCUUGAUGAGUUCUACACGCCACAACCAUUUUUGGGUCACUAGGUCAAAGGUCAAGGUCACUGUGAGCUCUAAUAUUAAACUUUAACAUAAGCCUUUACAUUUGCUCUAAAAUCAAAGUGCAUCCACCUACAACUUUGAAACUUCAUAAGUAGAUGCACCUUGAUGAGUUCUACACGCCAUACCCAUUUUUGGGUCACUAGGUCAAAGGUCAAGGUCACAGUGACCUCUAAAAAAAAAGCUUUCGCAGCCGAGCGUGGCACCCGUUAUGCGGUACUCUUCUUAUUACUUGUUAUACACUUAAUUUGUAAAUGUUCUGUUACACAUUUGUUUUCUCUGUUUCUGUGUAUUUGGACUUUUAAAUUACUAAAUUGUUAAAUAUAUAUAAUAUUUUGGAGUUUGUUUCUUGUGUUCUUUAUAUUUGUUAUUUGUUAAUUGAUAUAUUCUAACUGUUUUUCAGGAACCUGUAUUUUAAGUUCUUUUCACUUUGAUUCAUAAACUUGAAAGUGAAAUAUGUCAAGAAUAUUUGUAAAUGUUUUUUCAUGAAACUUAAAAAAAAUGUUUAUAUGAGUAACUUCUAAAAAUCUGAUGUUUAUUUUUUAAUAAAUUAAAUUUUAAUUUAGGUAAAUGUGAGCCUUGCUCUAUGAAAAGAGGAUAUAAUGCAUGUGCGUAAAGUGUCAUCCCAGAUUAGCCUCUGCAGUCUGCACAGGCUAAUCAGGGACGACACUUUCCGCCUAAACUGGAUUUAAGCAAAGAAGAGACUUUCUGUAAACCAAAAAUAUCAUAAAAGCGGAAAGUGUUGUCCCUGAUUAGCCUGUGCAAACUGCACAGGCUAAUUUGUGAUGACACUUUACGCACAUGCAUUAAAUCCUCUUUACACAGAGCACGGCCCAAAUUGCUUUCAGGUACAGUAACUUUGCACACAUGCAUAAAGCCCAUAUUGCCAGAGCAAGGCGCAAGUGUUUUUCUGACAUCAUACAUACCUUUGACAGUGGCAUUUUGAGCAUGUUUAUUGCAUUCUACUUGUUGCUGCAUUUAAGAAGUUUCUAGUCACCGUAUUGAGAGUUCAGUGUGUUCAGGCCACCAUCAUUGCAUUUCCACUUCAUUCAUGUUUAUCACAGUCAUAUGCCAUGAGUCAAACAUCAGAGACAUACACGAUAUAACCCUUGAAUUACUUUAUGUUCACUUACAUGCAGAGUUCACAUAUGAGAAUCCCCCAAAUGACCUGUUUUUCAUACCCAGAUUAAUAUAGUUUGUUUAAAGUAUGCACAUUAGUUUAUGAAUAUUAAUUGUAGUACAAACGUUUUUUUUUCUUAUGUUCAAAAUGACCUCAUAGUGUGGGACAAAUGUUAUGGAUAUGCAUUUCGAUGAAGAUAAUAGGUAAAAUGACAUGCUUUUCUUUGAGCGGUGCUUAAGCUAGCAUUUGUGAUGGCAGGGUGAUCCUUUGUCAAAAGUUUCACUUUAUAGCUGUUGUAUUAUCACAGUCGUAGAAAUAUAACAUGUGUUAUAUAUUUCACACUUAUGCAUUUCAUGUUACAAUUAAAAUAUGCUGUACAAUAAUGUUAUCAGAUCCUAAAAGGGAAUGGUUGGGGGUCUAGGGGGCAGGAAGGGGUCUAAGGAGGGCAGGACUCUAAGGGCUGAGCUGGAAAACUGUUCAAGUCACUUGUGGCCUUGAGUGUUUUCAUUAUAGAUUACAUCAACUCGCGGUGGUAAUCCCAUUAACUCUUUCAGUGCUGGAACCGAAUUUUGAAGGCCUUUGUAAACAGUUUGGAUCCAGAUGAGACGCCACAGAAUGUGGUGUCUCAUCAGGAUCCAAACUGUUUGCUAUUCUGAUAGUAUUCUUUGAAAAAAAUCGAAGAAAAUGCUAAUUUUAGAAAUUCAGCAGACGACAUUUUAGCAGACAACAAAUUUCACAGCAUUCAAUAGUAUUUUACUUCAUAUCAUCAGUUGUUGAGCUUUCAAGUUUCAAGUUUAUUUGUGUCUUGUUCUGAGAAAACUGGGCUUAAUGCUUGUGCAUAAAGUGCCGUCCCAGAUUAGCCUGUGUAGUCCGCACAGGCUAAUCAGGGACGACACUUUCCGCUUUAACGGUAUUUUUAGUUUGAAGGAAGUCCCUUCUUACCGAAAAUCAAGUUAAAGCCGAAAGUGUCGUCCCUGAUUAGCCUGUGCGGACUGCACAGGCUAAUCUGGGACGGCACUUUACGCACAUGCAUUCUGCCCAGUUUUGUCAAAACAAGACACAUUAAUGCCUAAACUCUGUGGGCAUUCACUCUUUUAUUUAAAUAUUUUGAAAAACACUGCUAUUUUGAUCAUUGCAUUCAUACUGAAUGUGUGCUUAUUGUUUAACCCUCAAUAAUUUUAAUGCUUUAAUAAUUGGUCAAUUGACCUUGAAUUUUGCAGUUGAAUGUUGCCUUAAAACACAUUUCAAAAGGAUAUGUUUACAGUAGUGUUCUGUUAACUUUUGUGUAAGAAUAAAAGUGCUUAAAGAGUUUUACAAAUUAUGCAAGUAAAUGUAGUAAUGUAAUCAGAAAUAUCCAUGUUAUUAUGCAUUUGAAAUAGCGGUGAUCACAAGUAUAAUAGUGUUAUAAGUGUUGCAUUCACUUUUAUAAAUGGAGACAAAAUGCUAUAAAAAACUUAAAAAUUCAAAAGCUAAUGUCGUUACUUUUAUCUAUCUUGUAGUCAUUAGUUUUGAAAAUAUUGGACUUGUUACCAAAAAUGGAGUCGGGCCAGUUAACUCAGUUUUUACCUAUCUUGUAGUCAUUAGUUUUGAAAAUAUUGGACUUGUUACCAAAAAUGGAGUCGGGCCAGUUAACUCAGUUAGUAGAAAACUGGACUACAAGUCUGAGAAUCACAGGGUUGAUUCCCAGCCGGGCCACAUAACUUGUGUGGGGAUAGGUCAUCACGGGGUUGAUUCCCAGCCGGGCCACAUAACUUGUGUGGUGAUAGGUCAUGAAAUCCUUUCUACUGCCAUUCUUCCCCUUCCUCAGAUUCAACCCUUCACCACUUAGAUACGUAUUUAACCCUUUACCACUUAGAUACAUAUUCAACCCUUUACCACUUAGAUACAUAUUUAACACUUAGAUACGUAUUUAAGUCGGGCAGUUGCCAGUUACUCUCAUAAGUAUAGGCAGCAAGCUAACCCUGGGAAAGUGUGCGUUGGCUAACUGACAGGUAUGAUAGGACUGCAAUACUGUUGAAAACUAUGAAAACCACAUGUAAACAAACAAGAGAACUUGAAUAAGUAAUGCUAUAAUUGAUAGCACCAUAGUAUUAAAUUACACCAGUAUUUUGCCCAUACAUGUAACUAGGUGGUCAUCAUUUACUGAAAAGUUGUAUAGUAAUAUAUAGAUGUAAUGAAUGUAUAGAUUAAGAACAUUCAUGCAAGUACCUUAUGUUGAUGCAAAGCUAUCACAUUAUAUGUUUAUUAUAUAAUUACUCAUUGUCAUAUUAUGUAGCAUUCAAUUUGAGUGGCGUCAUGCGAACAUGGUUCUUAUGCUAUAUGCGGCCAGUGUAGCUCCCGGCCUGCCUACGCAGUUGCGCAGUCUUGUCAGGAGCUGCGCUGUCUGCUAUAAAGUUAUGCAAGGUUUAAUGGUCUUAUUACUGGAGAGGGAAGCUCCCUACUGACUGCAGGAAGCUCCCUACUGAAUGCAGGACUAUGCUGUCUUGCAUGGCGCUACACUGGCUGCAUAUGGCAUAAGACCCAUUUUUGCUUGAUGUGGCUUGUUUGUAAAUUUAUCAUCUAGCCGUAAAUUUAUCAUCUAGCCAUAUAUGUCAAAUAUGUUUGGAUGUUAAAUCUGUUUGCAAGUUAACAACAUGCUGUUGAAAUUUAUUUGUUUUAUGAUAUUUCCUUUGACUUACAAACUUACAACAUGUAAAUCCUUUAAUCUCAUGUUGGUAUAUAUUACUUAAUCGGUAUAUUUGUACACUAUAUUAAUUAUUGCGGUCAAUAAAAAUAAUUAUUAAAUAUGA